Molecule: messenger RNA, 2457 nt
Organism: Ichthyophthirius multifiliis
Lineage: Eukaryota; Ciliophora; Oligohymenophorea; Hymenostomatida
Exons: 6
Cellular component (GO): cytosol
Molecular function (GO): 3',5'-cyclic-GMP phosphodiesterase activity
Source: RefSeq, a predicted model, not a curated record
AUGGCCUGUUAAUACGCAAAUGAUUUAAAUGAAAGCAACAGAAUGUUUCUAAUAGACCUCGAGCAUUUAUUACAGGAAAAAAACACUAAUUUAAAAUAUAAUUAUGAGUUAGAAAAAUAUAAAUUAUCCGACCCUGACUAUAAUAUAAUUAAAUUACCCCGUGGCGGAGUGGUAAUAAGAACGAAAAUUGGAAAUAUAUAAUAUGGAUUACCACCUGAGACAAACCCUUUAAAACCUGAAGAAGAUAUUACAGUAGAUACAUUAUUAACAUUUAAAGUAUUUAAUGAUGAUAACUCUUGUAUUAUAAAAGAUAGUAAUAGAAAUAUUAUAAUAGAAAUUAUAAAAUAAAAAAAUUCAUUUAAAAUAAUUGAAAAUUAAAUAGAGAUUGCAGAAAUAGAAGAUGUAGUUAAUCUUUCUUAAAAAAAGCUUAAAUAUAAUUUAAAUACAAAAAGAAGUAAUUCAUUAAUUUAAAGUAAAAAUGAUAUGGAAGAUUAAAGUCCUUUUAAUUUGACAAAACAAUAAGGAACAAUAUAAUAAACUGCUUAGACUUUUGAAAAUUUAACUAUAAAUUCUACAAAUAAUAUUGAUAGUAAAAAUAUGUUGAACUCAUAAUAUAAGUAAUCAGAUUUUAAACCGCCAGAUUUCGGUGUUACAAUAUUAGGAAAUUCACAUGGAUUUGAUCCACACGGUAAUACAUCUGGAUUUAUAAUUUGGAUUUAUGGAAGAGGUAUAAUGGUAGAUCCACCCCCUUAUUAAAAUUAAUAUUUAAAAAGUUUAGGCAUAAACCAUUAAUUAAUAAGUGGUAUAAUAAUUAGUCACUGUCAUGCAGAUCAUGAUGCUGGAACUUUUCAUUAAAUAGUCGCACAUGGAAAAAUAGAGGUUAUAACAACAAAGACUAUAAUGGAUUCAUUUUUAAGAAAGUAUUCAGCGAUUUCUUAAAUAUCGAUAGUUGAAUUGAAUAGCCUUUUUGCAUUUAGAUAAGUUAUAAUAGGUACUAAUAUGCAGAUGUUUGGAGGAUGUUUUAGCUUUUUUUAUUCCCUUCAUACUAUACCAUCUCUUGGAUUUGAAGUAAAAGUUUAAAAUAAGAAAAUUUAUUUUUCGUCCGAUACAUUCUAUAAUCCUAAAGUAUUAUUUUAAUUCUAUUAACAAGGAAAUUUAUCAAAAUAAAGAUACGAUUAAUUUAUAAGUAUAGAUUUUUCUAAAUAUGAUUUAAUUUUGCAUGAAGCAGGUGUUCCUCCUAUUCAUACUCCUUAAUAAAUUUUAGCAGAUUUUCCUUAAGAAAUAAAAGAAAAACUAUACCUAAUACAUAUUGCAGAAAAAGAUUUAUUAUAAAACAGCGGGUUGAAAAUAGCCUAAGUUGGAGUUGAAAAUACUAUUAUAUUAUACUAAAAUAUAUAAAAUAAUGAAGUAUAAUUAAUUUAGAGAUUAGACAUAAUAUCUAAAAUAGACCUUUUUGAAUAUUUACCAUUAAAACAUGCUAAAUAUUUAAUGGAUUGUGUAAAAGUUGAGUAUUAUCAAAAAGAUGAAUUUAUAUUUAAAGAAGGAGAUAUUGGAGAUAAAUUCUAUAUUAUCUAAUAUGGAUAAGUUAGAAUUUAUUCAGAUACUUUCAUUAAAUUAGAUAAAUAUUUCUCUAUAGGUGAUUAUUUUGGAGAAAUAUCUGUAUUAGAUUCUAAUAGUAAAAGAAUAGCAAAUGCUUAAUCUGUAAAUGAAAGUACUUUAUUAAUUUUAGAAAAACAUGACUUUAAUUUUAUUUUUGGUACAGAAAAUAAUGUUGUCCUUAAAAAACUUAAAUAAUUAUCAAAAGUUAGGAAAUCUUAAGCUAUUGAAAUUAUUGAUAAAAAUAGUAUAUUAGAGAAACUAGAAUAAUUUUAAAAAACUGAACUUGAAAUGAUAAUGAAGGAAAAAAAAUACUAAAAAGGUGAUAUUAUAUGGAAUUUCGAUUAAGAAAUAUAAAUUUCUAUUCUUUUAAAAAAAGGAAUUAUUAAAUAUCAUAAAAAUAAUGAGGAAUUUUAAUUAUUAGUAUCAGGUUGUUUUAUUGGGGAUGUAAAAGAUUUACUUGAUAGUAAAAAUCAUUAAAGUAAACUAGUAUGUUAAACUGAUUGUAAUGUUUAUUAAAUAAAUAAAAAAAUUUAAUUAAAUUUUUGUAAAUUAAUCCAGGAAUUAAACUUAUUUUUUAAGAUAAAUAAUAUUUUGAUUGAUUAAAAUAAAUAUAAAAUAAAAUAAUAUAUAUAUAUAUAUAUUAAUAUAUAUAUAUUUUAAUUUAAUAUAAUUUAUUAUUAUAUUGAUUUUUUAAUAUUUGUACUUAUUUUUAUAAAAUAUUUAUUUAAUUAUAUUUAUAUAUAAAAUGAAUAAUAAAAUUACUUUUUUAUAUAUGAAUUUUUUAAAAAAUAUUUAUUUUAUUUUACUUUUAUUAUUAUAUAUAAUUAAAACAAAAUUUAAUAAUUGUAUUACAAUUGA